UUGGUGGUGUUCAACUUUUGGACUCCCCUUUACAGAGAGUGAGUGAGAGAGAAAUUCCAAGUAAAGCGCGCGAUUACUUUGAACUUUGAAGUAGCUGCUCCUUUCGGAAACCAUGAUGGAGUCAGGGAAAGACAAUGUCACCAAACUCACCGGUCAACGGCGCGUGGGUCUUCUCUACGACGAGAGGAUGUGCAAGCACGAGAACCUUCACGACGGUUACCAUCCCGAAACCCCCAACCGUAUUAGGUCCAUUUGGAACAAGCUUCAAUCCACGGGCAUUACCCAACGCUGUGUGAUUUUGGAUGCUAAAGAAGCUGAAGACAAAAAUAUCCUGUCAGUACAUUCCAAAAAACAUGUGAAUUUUAUCAAGAAAAUAAGCUCAGAAUCAGAUUCACGGAGGCUUAAGACUGCGUCAAAAUUUGAUUCGAUAUACUUCAAUGAAGGUUCAUCAGAAGCUGCUUAUCUUGCUGCUGGCUCUGCUAUAGAGGUUGUUGAAAGAGUGGCAAGCAGGGAAUUCAAUUCUGCUUUUGCAAUUGUUAGGCCUCCAGGUCAUCAUGCAGAACGUGAUGAACCCAUGGGAUUUUGUCUAUUCAACAAUGUGGCAAUUGCGGCAACGUAUGUCUUAGAGGAACGUCCAGAAUUAGGUAUUAAAAAAAUUUUAAUUGUUGAUUGGGACAUCCAUCAUGGAAAUGGUACACAAAAAAUGUUCUUGAAUGACUCUCGAGUUUUAUUCUUCUCUGUUCACAGGCAUGAAAAUGGGGGCUUUUAUCCUGCAAGUGAUGAUGGCUUUUAUACGAUGGUUGGAGAAGGAGCAGGUGCUGGAUAUAAUAUAAAUGUACCAUGGGAGAAUGGAAGAUGUGGUGAUGCAGAUUACUUUGCAGUGUGGGACCACAUUUUGCUACCUGUUGCCAAAGAGUUUAAUCCAGACAUGAUUAUUGUUUCUGCUGGCUUUGAUGCAGCCAUUGGUGAUCCUCUGGGGGGCUGUCGUGUUUCACCAUUUGGUUAUUCUGUCCUGUUGAAAAAGUUGAUGAAUUUCGCAGAAGGUAGGAUUGCAUUAAUUUUAGAAGGAGGAUAUAACCUUGACUCCAUUGCAAAGUCUGCGCAUGCUUGCGUGGAGGUUUUGCUUGAAGACGAGCCUAUUGUUGGUUCAUCUGAGGCCUAUCCAUUUGAGUCUACCUGGCGUGUGAUUCAAGCGGUUCGCCAGGAAUUAAGUUGCUUUUGGCCUACACUUGCUAAUGAAUUGCCACAAAAAUUAAUUUCUCAGAUUGCUCCUCCCCCACAUACUCUUAUCUCAAGCUCUGACUCCGAGACAGAGGAUGACAAGGGUCGGCAAAAUUCAGACCUUGCAGAGCUUCUACAGGAUGUCAUAAAACCACUUUCUGAGCUGAAGGUUGAUGCAGAUCAUAAGAUCGGUGAUAUGAAUUAUUGGCGAACAGAAUUAUCAGAUAUUUACAUAUGGUAUGCCUCAUACGGAUCAAAUAUGUGGAAUUCAAGAUUUUUGUGCUAUAUAGCAGGUGGACAGGUGGAAGGCAUGAAAAAACCCUGUUCUGGUUCACUGGAUAAAGCUUUGCCAAAGGCAAUAGUAUGGAAGACUUUUCCUUGCCAUACAUUUUUUGGCCGUGAAGCUUCACAUACGUGGGGUCCUGGAGGGGUUGCAUUUCUUAAUCCAGUAGAAACAUCUCAGUACAAGACACACAUGUGUCUGUACAAAAUUUCGAUGGAGCAAUUCAAUGAUAUUUUAUUUCAGGAAAAUGGAUUAAGCAUUGAUACUGGCUCUCCUUUACUUGAUAUAGCAACCCUGAAUGCUAUCUCUGAGAAGGAAUUCAAUUCUCAGGAGGUUAAGGAUGGUUGGUAUGGUAAUGUUGUUUACUUGGGGAAGGAGCAAGACAUUCCCAUAGUUACCAUGACGUGUUCGCUUGCUGAUAUUGAAGGCUUCAAAUCUGGGAAGCUACCAUUACGAGCCCCUAAUGAGGCAUAUACCAAAACCUUAAUUAAAGGAUUGGUAGAGGGCAAACAACUUUCUGAGUGGGAAGCCAUUGCUUACAUUGAAGCUGCUUCUAAAUCCUUAAUUUCCAGAUAGACAUGUGCCUUUUGAAAUGAGGUGUAAAUCUUAUUUAACAGUUUACAUAUAUUUCUAUCCCCAGCUUCGCAUACACCUCGCUUGUGGGCUGACCAUUUAUUAUUGCUAGGGCAUUCGUCAUGUGAUUUCCUGUAUAGUAUUUGAAGUUCCUUAAAUGUUGUUGACAGGAACUUACUCCAGAUUGAAUUGCUAAUAUAUAGUUGGACAGAACCUUCUUUCUCC
Arachis stenosperma is the source of this 2302-nucleotide messenger RNA. RefSeq names its product histone deacetylase 5. NCBI's taxonomy places the organism in Eukaryota, Viridiplantae, Streptophyta, Magnoliopsida, Fabales, Fabaceae. Gene Ontology annotation, cellular component: histone deacetylase complex. Gene Ontology annotation, biological process: chromatin organization. Gene Ontology annotation, molecular function: histone deacetylase activity. The record is from RefSeq and is a predicted model, not a curated record. The transcript has 14 exons. The coding region runs from base 113 to 2080 and encodes 655 amino acids.